AGGCGGCCGCGAGGAAGUGUCCCGCGCGGGCACCCGUCGGCCGCGGGGAUUGGCCCGUGCGGGCACCCGUCCGCGCGCCCAACAGCCGCGGGAGGCGCGAAGGGGUGAGAGGGGCAAUGGCGGCGCGGGGGGCGACGGCGGGCUCGAAGCGGGGCUGCGGGGCAUCGGCGGGGCAGUACAGCGGCCGGGACCUGCAGCAGGAUGUGCUCCUUAGGCCUGUUCCCCCCGCCGCCGCCCCCCGGGGACAUCACCCUCUACGAGUUCAAUAACGCCCUGGUGUGCGGCCACCUCUACGAGACGCUGCCCCUCGCUUUCCAGAGCCAGCUGGCCGACCUGCCCGUCCUCAGCCUGCCCAAGGAAACCCUGAAGGCUCACAGCCGCCUGGAGCACGGCACCAAGCCCGCCUUCAUCCACCACCGCGAGUCCCUCUGGAAGCGGUGCAUCAACGCCUGGCGGGACGUGGGAGUGUGCGGGGUGCUCAACGAGGUGGCGAACGCCGAGGAGGAGGCUCUGCAGUGGGUGAAGACAGGAUCGCGCUACGCCCUGGCCGUGUGCCACUGGGUCUCCUCUCUGCACGGCUCCCUCUUCCCCCACUUGUCGCUAACCAGUGAAGACAUGAUCGCGGAGUUCUCCCAAGCGGUGGACUGGGCCGGCUGCACCAUCCGAGCCUUCGCCUGGCAUCCCCACACCAGCAAGUUUGCGGUGGCUCUUCUGGACGACUCCAUUCGCGUCUACAACACAAACAGCGCCACCAUCCCCACGCUGAAGCAUCGCUUGCAGAGGAACGUGGCCGCCAUGGCCUGGAAGCCGCUGUGCGCCUCCAUCCUCGCCGUGGCCUGCCAGAGCUGCGUCCUGGUGUGGCACCUGGACCCCACCUCGCUCUCCACCAGACCCUCGUCCGGCUGCGCCCAGGUGCUCUCCUACCCCGGGCACAGCCCUGUCACCAGCCUCGCCUGGGCCCCCAGCGGGGAGUUGUUGCUUUCGGCUUCGCCGGUCGACACGGCCAUGUUGGUGUGGGAUGUGUCCACCGAAAACUGCGUCCAGCUGCCGUGGUUCGGGGGCGGCGGUGUCACUUACUUGGCUUGGUCACCAGACGGCAGCAAGGUCCUCGCGGCCACCCCCUCGGCUGUGUUCAGGGUGUGGGAGGCUCAGAUGUGGACGUGCGAGAGGUGGCCCACGAUCAAAGGACGCUGCCAGACGGGGUGCUGGAGCCCUGACGGCAGCCGACUGCUCUUCACUGUGCUGGGGGAGUCCGUCAUCUACUCCUUGUCCUUCUCGGAGUACAGGGGGGAGAUGCAGGGGCAAGUGGGAGGAUCGAAAACAGCUUCUAUCGUGGCAGACCUGUCGGAGACGACCUUCGAGACGCUCUACGGGGAGGAGAGGAUCGGAGGAGAGGUGCACUCCAUGGCCUGGGACCCCAGCGGCGAGAGGCUCGCGGUGAUCAUCAGAGGGAAUCCCGACGUUCCCGAGAGCCCAACAGUCAUCGCAGUGUUUCGCACCCGCAACAGCCCCGUGUUUGAGCUCCUGCCCUGCGGUUUCCUGCGAGGCGAGCAGGGGGCCCAGCCUCAGCUCAUCGCUUUCCACCCCUGCUUCAAGAAAGGCGCCCUGCUGACCGUGUGCUGGUCCACGGGGAAGAUCAGCCACAUCCCCUUCUUCUUCGUGAGCGCCCAGCUGCCCUGCUUCAGCCCCGGCCGCAGCCCCGUCGCAGCCAUGGCCAGCGCCAGCGUGCGGGAGCAGCCCUUGUUCUCGGAGCUGUGACGGGGCGCCGACGUCCCCCAGCAGCCUCUUCCGCUCUUCCCAAUAAGCCGGGACUGGGAUGUUCCCUCCGCAGCUGCGUCCUCCUCCCGCGGGGACGCGGCGCGUGGAAGCUGCUGUUGGCCUCCGGCACCUUUGACUGUCUCAGGUUGGCAAUGGGGCCUCCCUGUUUGCCGCACGCGCCCGGCAGAGGAAGGCAGCCCGCUUCGCGCGGGGCUGCUACUGUACAGAUUAAAGAUCGCUCUUUCUACCUGA
Molecule: messenger RNA, 2010 nt
Organism: Dromaius novaehollandiae (emu)
Lineage: Eukaryota; Metazoa; Chordata; Aves; Casuariiformes; Dromaiidae
Gene: AAAS
Product: aladin WD repeat nucleoporin
Exons: 17
Coding region: 202-1758 (518 amino acids)
Biological process (GO): nucleocytoplasmic transport
Cellular component (GO): nuclear pore
Molecular function (GO): protein binding
Source: RefSeq, a predicted model, not a curated record